UAAUCCCUUGCUACGGGCGGGGGAAACACGCCUCCUAUCCCGUCUGAUCGGCCAGUCCCCAUCUCAUAUGUUGCACUUUACAAGAUGGCGGGAUCGGGCACAGAAAAGGACAGGAGCAUUACAGAUGACGAUCACCUGAACAAUUGGUUUGGAACCACUGGGCUCGGCUCUCCGGAUCGAGAGGACAUUGCACGGAUACUGACUGUGCCUUUCAGUGGCAGAAUCAAGGGAGGAAUGAGACCAGGGAAGAAAAUCAUUGUGAUGGGGAUUGUGGAUCCUGAACCUGAGAGUUUGGAUAUCAGCUUGACUUGUGGCAACUUAGAGGCGCCUCCUGCUGAUGUGGCCAUUUUGCUUACUGCCAGAUUUGCAGAGCGACAGUUUAUCAGAAAGGCCUGUGUCUCCGGAGAAUGGAGUGAUGAAGAAACUCCCAUCCCUUACUUCCCAUUCAUUCAGGACCAACCAUUUAGGGUCGAAAUUCAUUGUGAGCACCAGCGAUUCCGAAUAUUUGUGGAUGGGCAUCAGCUCUUUGACUUUUAUCACCGUGUUAACUCUUUGCCUUCCAUUGAUACAAUAAAGAUUAACGGCAGCGUGCAAAUUACAAAACUGGGCUAGGCUGAUCUCCAGAAGCCGAGGACACCUUGAUGUCUGCAAGUGACUUUGUGCACUCGCCAUAGUGCUAAAAUCCAAAUGGUGGGGUCCGCUUAUACUGCACUGCCAGCUGGCUUCCAAUAAGCUUUGUGUGUUGCGCUAUAAAACAAAUCAGUGGACAGACUUUAAUCAACAAAGUAAGUUGGCAUUUAGUUCUAAAGACAGCAUGCAGAUUAAUGCUGAAAACGACAACAAAAUUCUGUCUGUUGCAUAAGAUUUGAAAAGUGAUAAGAUGUUUUUAUGGGGAUGUCACAAUACGGUUCAACCAGUUUACUGGAAUGGCUGGGGUAACUCUUAGAAUUUUAUAAGAAUAUCAAAACUAUUUAUUCUUAUCUUUCUAAGCAUAAAAAUGCUCUCAGGAAAAAAAAAAACUUAUUUAUUUGUCUCAGUAGGUUUAAUAAUAAUAAUAAAAAUCUGAUUAUAAUUAUAAUCUAGUUAUAUGGUUAUAUGUUUUUAAAUAUGCUUAUUGGAUGAUCAUGACAAAUUUGAUUUUAAAAAUAUUGAAACCAAAACUAGAGCAGUACCCUGAGGUCAUUUUCACCUAGCAGUGUAAUCCAGAUCAUUAAGACGGAAUUUGCUAUGUGUCUUUGCAUUGAGCCUCUGGACAUACUUUAUAUUGUGAUGUCCCCAAUGAGAAGAUAGGGGCUACUGUUAAUCACCAGAGGGUGAUAACAUUAAUAACUGUUCAGACAUUUUAUUUCUCAACUAUUUGUAUGCACUGAAAUUUAACAGCACAAAACAAGUAAAAUAUAUUUUGGCUAGGGCUAUGUGUAGUAUGGAGAAUUUUUUGAUGGCUUCUUAGUGAGUGCGUGUAUGUAAACUGACUGGAGUAUUUGCAGUGUCCGUCUGCGAAAGUGCUUAAGUGUAACAUUUGUAACAGUAACAGUCAAUAGAUAAGACCUGAUCUGUAUUUGAAUGUACUCUGUAUUUUAGUGGUUAAAAAAAGGAAUGUUUGCCCAAAUCUGGUAUUUCAGAACAAGCAGUUCUGCAUUCAACCACUAUGUGGUGCCAGAUCACAAAUCAGUAAGCCUAAAAUGCACAAUGUUCAAAAAGUGAAAAUAUUUUAAAGACAUGCAGUUUGUUUUUGCUUUUUAACUUAGACAUAUUUUGCUUAAUUAAGUAGAAUUUGUCUCACUUAAAAAAUAACUAACUGAAAGUUAUUGUUUCAUCCUUCCCAAGAAUCUUAAAAUAGCAUUAAUGCAUCAUCUGUAAAUAUAGCACCAUUUUGCUUGAUGUCUGAAGACAAUCCAGUCAGAAACAAGGUGCCAUGAUUUCAUAAAUCAAAGAGGAUGAGGACAACUACAAAAAUAUGUAUGUGGAACACCACUACAGUAAAAAUACUAAAUAUAGCUAUGGACUAGAAAAAAAGAGGUAUAUUAACCAAGAAUGAGAACUGCCCACACUAGCACAUCAGUCCAUGAACAAAUGCAGCUCUUCAGAAUUCAAGUGAUUAGACUUCAUAAUAGGGAAGGAAAUAUGAAAUGUCUAGCAUUGUUGUUGCAUUUUUUGUAAUAAAUCAUACUGUUUUGGAAAUUGCAGGGUAUCUAUAGUGCAUGCAGCAUAAAAUAUGUCAUUUGAGCAGAACAGUCUAUUCUUUGUAGGUGAUGGAUAUUUUUUUAUCAGGACUGAAAAAUUGAUUUGUCCUCUACAUUUUGUAUAAAUGACUGCUUAGUAGUUGAGCAAUAAGCCUUAUUUUAGAGGCCUAUGGUAACAAAUUAUGUUCAAGAGUCAACGCUUCUGCAUUAUAGUUGAAUUUGUUCGUUCUCGGUUGUUUCAUUAUGCACAGAAAUGUUGAAAUGGUGCAGAUAUGAGCUGUUUUGAGAUCUAUGUGAUGAUAAACAUACGCAAAAUGGUAUAACAUUUCAAUCAUCAAAUAGGGUAACAUUUUUCACAGUACAGUAAAAUUGACUCUAAUCAUAUAAUACGUUAACACUGGCUGCAUCAUGCAUGUCUUCUCUGUUAUUUUAAAAUAAAGAAUGUCUUCAGAUGCUUAGUGGAAGGGAUUAGUGACCACAAACUAGUCAACCUCCAUGAUGAUGAGGUGCUGUUACAGGGAUGGAUUUAAGUUUAUCCCUCUCAUGAUUCCCAGAUAAAAAACUUUAACUUUGGGGGCACCAAAACAUUUUCCUGUUCCGCUAGAACAUUGUUUCCUAUAUUUUUGGUGCUCUGAAAACACUGAGUGCAAUUCCAGGGUGGAGGUAUCCACUGCUAAGACUAAGUUUCUCAACAUUGGUGCAGCUAAACCACACAGAAGCUAGUUUAAAGCUGACUUUAAAAGAAGCAUACAUUUGAAGUGAAUGAACACUAAGGAAAUGUUUUCCUCUCUUCUCUCUACUCCUGAGUGCUUUCCUUACUAUCACUAACUACUUCAUUAGUCAAGUAAAUGACAGCUGCUAGAUCAUGAUUACCAGCAAGUCUCUCAGAAUGUUAGAAUUAGUGUCAAGGAACUAAAUAAUAGCUAAUUAGCAAUAUACAAAGUCAUAAUGAGGACAAAUAUUUUGUGUAUAUCUCAAAUGUUGUGGAUUAAAUUUCUGGAAAUGUGAGUGAAAGGAAAAUAUUGUGUCUUUGUUGAUUUGUUUGCUGUUCCUGCCAAUGUGUGUCGUUGUUAGCAUGUUUCAUCUCACAAUACAUGGAAAUAAGCUUUCAGAAAUUAAUGUUAAUGUCAUGAGUCUGUACUUCAGUAUGACAGUCAAGGUAUAAAAAUGUAGGGCUAGAUGCCUGCCAAAAGCAAAUGGAAUAUCUAGAGCUGGGGUCUUCAGGUUCAGACCUUUAGAUUUUUGUUCCAUCACAAUUUUUAACUAGAAGUUAAUAACUGCUGCUGAAGUCAUUACUGAUCAAUCAAAUUUUUGUGCUUUAUUCUAAUUCAUAUCUUGCUCAUGAAGAUUCCCACUACUUAAUUGCAUCUUUUAGUCUUAAACACCGUUAUUAAUUGUUGUUUUUAAAUGACUUUUUUCUUAUUCAGCUGCCCAUUUACAAUAAGGUGCAAAUGACUAGGGCCCACGAUUUACCGGGGCAAGAAAUGGUAAAUUCCGCGGCAUGUUUAUUUAAAUUCCGCGGUGUACCGCAGCACGGCAAAUGCAGUACCAGAACUCCAUAAAACUAAUUCAUAACCCAAGCAAAAUAAAUGAAAUUUUUCUUAUUCUUAAUCCUUAAUAAUAAUCAAUCAUAAUUCGUAAUACUAAUUAAAUAGGUAUAUCAAAGCAUUCACAUCCACACAUUUUUAUCCACAGAUUUGCUUUAGUCAAACGAUGCUGAAACAUAUGUAGGCAUAGUAUUAUUCUCAACAAA
Polypterus senegalus (gray bichir) is the source of this 3936-nucleotide messenger RNA. It is a transcript of the gene lgalslb, whose product is annotated as lectin, galactoside-binding-like b. The transcript has 5 exons. The record is from RefSeq and is a predicted model, not a curated record. Lineage: Eukaryota; Metazoa; Chordata; Cladistia; Polypteriformes; Polypteridae. Gene Ontology annotation, molecular function: carbohydrate binding. Bases 85 to 612 code for a protein of 175 amino acids.